Molecule: messenger RNA, 2694 nt
Organism: Mercenaria mercenaria
Lineage: Eukaryota; Metazoa; Mollusca; Bivalvia; Venerida; Veneridae
Product: nose resistant to fluoxetine protein 6-like
Exons: 15
Coding region: 101-2203 (700 amino acids)
Molecular function (GO): acyltransferase activity, transferring groups other than amino-acyl groups
Source: RefSeq, a predicted model, not a curated record
AUAAAUAAAGUGUCAUUGCGAAAUUUAGUUUUGAACCGUAAGAACCACCGAUGAUAAAAAGUAAAUUAAGUUUAAAUUGUCAUUAGAUUGUUUUUAAAAAAUGUACGUCGCAAGAUGGAUAAUCCUAUUGACAAUUUUACAAGUUUGCUUGUGUCAAGACGCGGAUGGAACGUAUUUGCAGACUUUACUAAAGGGUCUUGCAACUUCUAACAACGUGCAGCAAGCUGGUUUACCUAGUGGAGCUAUUUUGUCACUCCUGGGGCCCGUUUUACAAAACAACCAAGACAAGUUCAUAAAUUAUGUGGUGGAUACACUGACAACGACACUGGAUGAGGCGGCCAAAAACUACACCAAUAACCUUUGCCUUAACCAUACAGAACUGUUUAUCAAGGCACUGGUUCGCCGAGAAAAUUGGGCGCUAAGAAUGGUUGACGCUAUGGGAAAACCUGGAACGGGUCUCAUGGACUAUAGUUUGAACUGGGCUGGAAAUUUUGACGAAUGUGUCGCUAUUAAAGCUGACAGAUACACAGAUCCAGUUGCAAAGGAAGGGUUAGAACACCCUUAUACUGGAAAAUAUUGCACGGCAACAGUUCAGUUAACGAAAGAGUCUGUAGGAUUUACUGGUCCGUUGGGAUUGCAUAUUGGCAUGUGUCUUCCUGAUACGUGUUCAAAUGAAGACGCUUCAGCACUGAUGAAUAUAGUGACAGGCCUAUUUCACCUUAACAUGACAACUCCAACGAUGUACAUGAGCUGUCAAGAGAAAUCACUCGAGUUUACUGAUAAAGCUCUAGCAGUCACAAUCGUAGGUUCCGUAUUUGCAGCUGUGAUUCUAAUAGCAACAACUUAUGACGUCAUAAUUCAACAUUUUCCCCAGAAGGGAACCAAAAAGAAUAAAACGCAGAAAAUUGAGCUUAAAGCUGCGAAUGGGGUCGAAAACGGUGCAUAUAAGCACUCGAAAGAAGAUUUAUCAAACGGUGACAUGAAAAUCCAUAAGAAUGGCGAACUGUCAAAUGGAUUCACUGACUUGGAAAAGGCAAAAGGUGGCGAAAUGGUUCCAGAUAAAACAGCUUAUAAACCAGGUAUACUUGGGAAACUCCUACUCUCCUUCUCGGUGUACUCAAAUGCCCCGAAAAUCCUGAACACUAAUCAACCGAAGGGAACGCUGACCAGUGUGAACGGCAUUCGUUUUCUCAGUAUGACCUGGGUUAUUCUAGGACAUGUAUAUGGUUUUGGAACGAAUUUAACAGACAAUUUGGCAACGUAUUUUCCGCAGAUGGCCAAACGAUUCACAUUUCAGGCGAUUUUGAAUGCAACAGUAUCUGUAGAUACGUUUUUCGUCCUCAGUGGUCUGUUAGUGUCAUACCUUUCCUUACGUGAGAUGAAAAAGAGAGGAGGCCCGUUAAAAUUCAACUGGCUGUUGUUUUACUUUCAUAGAUACUGGAGAUUGACCCCACCAUACAUGCUACUGCUCAUGUUGUAUGUACCAACGAUGAAGUACUGGGGAGAUGGACCAUUUUGGCCGCAGAAAGGCGUGGACGUCGAUGAAUGCAAAGACACUUGGUGGACUAAUUUGUUAUACAUUAAUAACGUAUACAAAUCAGAUAAACAAUGCAUGGGAUGGAGCUGGUACCUCGCCAACGACAUGCAGUUCUAUGUGAUAAGUCCUUUGAUGUUGGUUCCUCUUUACUACUCACCGGUAGCCGGGGCAGUUGCAUGUCUUGCACUAAUACUUGGAAACUUCAUUAGCGCAGGCAUAAUAUCCAGUCAUAACGAAUUUAAACCGAACAUAAUGUUCAAUCAAGACGUAUUUGAUGGUAUGGACAAGCUGUAUUUUAAACCAUGGACUCGUAUUGGACCAUACGUUGUCGGGUUCUUCUUGGGGUAUAUUUUAUACAAGACAGAAUGCAAAGUGAAGAUGUCAAAGGUUUCAGUUGCUUGGCCUGUGAAUGCAUUGCUGUCAUGGCGAGGUAUAAUACCUCUUAGUCGACUUACAUACUGCGCAUAUCUUGUACACCCACUCGUGAUUUAUGUUUACAUCUUCAGUAGGAGAACGCUGAUGCAUUGGUAUGAUCUUCAAAUGAUUUACCUUUUCUUGGGACAUCUUUGUGUAUCUUAUGCGGCUGCCUUUGUUCUUUCCCUGGCGUUUGAAUCCCCAAUGAUGGGACUGGAAAAAGUGUUGCUAGGCAGAAAGAAAAACAGCUAGACUGCCCCAUGUUUAUGCUUGCUGAAGUAACAAUGUGAUGCCUGACUUGUUAGUUGUACGGAAACAACGUUAAGCGAGAACGAAAUGUUUGAAAAUAAUGAACUACACUAAAUUCAUUAAAAACACUGCCUUUUAAUAUUCAAUACUUUUUGCAAAUGUGUAUAUAUAGUAUUCAUUUUUAGAUGUAGGUAGAAAUGUAUGGCAUGCCUAUUUGCAAACAGUACGUCGUCUAAAAGGGAACCUUGGAGGCAUCUGUUACUAUAUAUCAUUCCGGUUCUACGUGGUUUCUGCACGGAAAUAUCUUUAGGGCCUGCACAAAUUUGGUGUAAUUAAGAAUAAAUAAUCUAUGAUAAACUAAAGCUUGUAAAAAUGAAUAUAACUCUGAUAGCGGAUAAUAUCGCUCCCUGAAAACCAGAAAUUACGUAUGAGCAAUUUUGAUAUAUCAGAAGCGCUGCAUUGAGUUGCUCUUAAUUAAAAUAGAGUUAAAUAGA